GCUCGGCUGCGGCCGGACCUCGCUCGGGCCGCUGGAGUCAAAGCACGAAGGUGAAGGCAGCCUCCGAAGACGUAUCCCUCCGCGCCGCCGUGUCCCUCCGCUGCCGGGGCGCCCACUUGCAGGAGACGCUUCUCUUCUUCCUCCUCCUGGAAGCCGGCUGACUCGGGGGAAGACAAAGGGCUCUCCUCGGAGCGAAAGGGCCUGGGUCGGGGCUCCGCCGCAGAGGGCCGUGACGCGAGCGGAGACUAUCGUUCCGCCGCAGGGAAGGCCUCCCUCCCGGCGCCAAGGGGCCUGGGACUCUUUCUUUCUUGCGGGGCUCGGCGGAGGGAUCUCGAGGUAGCGGCCUCCGCACCGUUCGCCCUUCGCCGCCGCCAUCUUGGAUUUUAAUCCGCCAUUUUUUCCCCCUUGGAAUUAUUAUUAUUAUUUUUUAUGAUUCAUUUUCCCCCCCUCCCGCCUCUGGCCGGAAUCCUGGGCGGCGGAGGCAGAGGCAGAAGCAGCGGCUCGGGACAGAAAGGGUUGCGGGCGGCGAAGAGGACCGAGGGGCCCGCGGCGAGGCAGAGGAAACUGAACUACAAUUAACUUCUUAAAGUCUUUAGAAGAAGGACUAAAUGCAACGGGGACAAAUUGUCUGUGGGAAUGAAGUGGUUGGGAGAAUCCAAGAACAUGGUAGUGAAUGGCCGGAGAAAUGGAAGCAGGUUAUCUAAUGAGCACCAUCAGAAUCAGUCUAAAUUACAGCAUCCUGGAAAAGAAAAUCCAAAGACUGGCAGAAAUGGAGUUGAGAGACGGUCAAGCAGAUGUAGUGGUGGUUCGGGAUUUGAGGGCCAAAGUCGCUACGUGCCUUCCUCUGGAAUGUCUGCCAAGGAGCUGUGUGAAAAUGAUGACCUAGCAACUAGUUUGGUUCUUGAUCCAUAUUUAGGUUUUCAAACACAUAAAAUGAACACUAGACUGGGAUCCCAUUUCCAAGAUACUUCAAUGCAUAUGCAAAUACAGAUACUCCAAAAAUCAAAACAUCCCAGGCAUUUCAGGUUUCGGCCAAUCAAGGGAAGGCAAGAAGAACUGAAGGAGGUAAUUGAACGUUUUAAAAAAGAUGAGCACUUGGAAAAGGCCUUCAAGUCCUUGACGGCAGGUGACUGGGCCCGGCACUAUUUUCUUAACAAGAACAAAAUGCAGGAAAGGUUGUUCAAGGAACAUGUAUUUAUUUAUUUGCGAAUGUUUGCAACUGAUAGUGGAUUUGAAAUAUUACCAUGCAAUCGAUACUCAUCAGAGCAAAAUGGAGCCAAAAUUGUUGCAACAAAGGAGUGGAAACGUAAUGACAAAAUAGAGUUGCUGGUUGGAUGCAUUGCUGAACUCUCUGAACUAGAAGAGAACAUGCUACUCAGACAUGGAGAGAAUGACUUUAGUGUCAUGUAUUCAACCCGAAAAAACUGUGCUCAGCUAUGGCUUGGUCCAGCUGCAUUCAUCAACCAUGAUUGCAGACCCAACUGUAAGUUCGUGUCAACUGGUCGGGAUACAGCAUGUGUAAAAGCUCUACGAGAUAUUGAACCUGGAGAAGAAAUUUCUUGUUACUAUGGGGAUGGGUUUUUUGGAGAAAACAAUGAAUUCUGUGAAUGCUACACAUGUGAAAGACGUGGAACUGGUGCUUUUAAAUCAAGAGUGGGGCUUCCUGUUCCUGCUCCUGUGAUCAAUAGCAAAUAUGGACUUAGAGAAACAGACAAGCGUUUAAACAGGCUGAAAAAAUUGGGUGACAGCAGCAAAAACUCAGAUAGCCAGUCUGUAAGCUCCAACACUGAUGCAGAUACCACUCAGGAAAAAGUUCAUGCAACUACACGCAAAUCUUCAAUGGGUGUAAAAAAGAACAGCAAAAGUAGAACAUUAACAAGGCAGUCUAUUUCAAGAAUUCCAACUUCAUCAAAUUCUACCUCAUCAAAACUAACUCAUCUAAAUAAUUCCAGGGUACCAAAGAGACUGAAAAAGCCUGCAAAGCCUUUACUUUCAAAGAUAAAGUUGCGGAACCAGUGCAAAAGGCCAGAGCAGAGAAAUGCAUCCAGGAAACUCGAAGUGGGAAACUUGGUUCUGAAAGAGCCCAAAAUAGUCCUGUAUAAAAACUUGCCCAUUAAGAAGGAAAAAGAUACAGAGGGACCAGCAAAAGUGGCCAUCUCUAGUGGUUGCUUAACUAGACAUGCAGCACGAGAAUACAAACUAAAUUCGGGGAAAGGUGCUCAUGAACCUGGGGAGGUAUCACCCUGUACAUAUAUAACAAGGAGGUCAUUGAGAACACGAAUGAAUCUAAAGGAGACCUCUGACUCAAAGCUUGAACCAAAUAUGCUGAAUAGCUAUAAAAACAGUUUGAUUGGCAUGCGAACUAAUGGCUUGGAGCAACAGUCUUGUGUGAUGCAGGAAAAUGAGCAGGCUCUUGUUACAUCACAUAACAAGGGGGAGGGUAAGUGUCCGAAGAACGACAGGGUUGCGGCCAAAAAGAAAUCUCGACAAGGGAGACUAGUGAAGACAUCUAUGAAAAUGGAGGAAACUGAUCCUGUACAUAACUUACCUAGCAAUGACACCAUGCCAGAUUUGAUCAGUUCCCAUUCUGACCUAGGAGAGAUUAACAAUGUUGUGGAUUCAGCCAUUGGCUAUAACGACUGCAUCCCUGUGUCGGGUGGCUGUUCCAUUGUAACUUCAGACACUUUCAAAGUAAAGAAUCGCUUUAGAACUGCAAAAAGCAAAAAGAAAAGGCGAAUCACAAGGUAUGAUGCACAGUUAAUUCUUGAAAACAGCUCUGGGAUCCCCAAACUGACUCUGCGAAGGCGGCAUGAUAGCAACAGCAAGACAAAUGACCAAGAAAAUGAUGGAAUGAAUACUUCAAAAAUAAGCAUCAAGCUAAGUAAAGACCAUGAAAAUGACAAUAACUUAUAUGUAGCAAAGCUUAAUAAUGGAUUUAACUCAGGAUCAAGUAGUAGUUCAACAAAAUUAAAAAUACAGCUAAAACGAGAAGAAGAAAACAGGGGGACAUACUCUGGUGACCUCCAUGAGAAUGGGGUGUGUUGCAAUGAAUCUCUGUCUCUGUUGGAGUCACGAGUGGAAGUGGAUGAUUAUAGCCAGUAUGAAGAAGAAACUGUGGAUGAUUCUUCAUCUGCAGAGGAGGAGGAGGAGGAGGAAGAUGAUGAAUAUGAGGAUGAUUUUGAAGAUGAUUUUAUUCCUCUUCCUCCAGCUAAGCGAUUAAGGCUUAUAGUUGGCAAAGAUUCAAUAGACAUUGAUAUUUCUUCCAGGAGGAGAGAAGAUCAGUCUUUAAGGCUCAAUGCAUAAGCUUACAGGUCUUAAACUGAAUAGGAUGUCCAUUUUUUUAAAGAAAAACAAAACAAAAAAUUCCAGUCAAUUAUUCCUCAGCUGAUGAACUUUCUGAAAAUGUUAGUGGAAGCACUUCUUUAUUGUUUAUUCACUUAUAUCAACAUAAUAUUGUAGAUAGUGUACAGCAUACUGACUCCUUAAGUCAUUUGUGCAGAUUUUUAUUGUACUUUUUAAUAGCCUUCUUAUGUGCAAUUCUGAGUUAGAGAAAAUGCUCUAUUGUAAAAUAAAGGCUCAAGCAAAAUUACAAACCCGCCAUCAGAUUUUUCCAUGCAGGAUAAUGAAAUCACAAUAAUGAGGCUACAUAAUAAUUUUUAAUCUGUGAGAGCAUUAUUUUGCUCAUAUAUCUGACUAAACAAUCUAAAAAAAUCAUAGUCAUGAUCUAUUAAGAUUUUCUAGUAUGUUAAUAUCACCAGCAAUGAACUACAGCUUUUUGGUUUAUUUGCUAGAUGUUUUUCCCCCUUGAAGUUUGUCAGUUUUAACACUGUAUGCUGUCCCCAGACGUACUGUUUGUGGCCUUUGUUAUAGUAGCAAACCGUUGGUUUGAAGUCAAAUUGAUUUCUUAAAAAAGGUGUUGACAGUUUGCUGACUUUUAGUACAUUAUAUGUACAAGGGUAGCAGUAUGCAGAAUACAAGUUUGGAUAUGGUGUAUUUAUUUCUUGUUGAUGUAAAUUAAACACCUUGUAUUUAACACUUUUUCGAUACUUUUAGAUAAAAUUGUUCUUUGCAAGAAUGAUUGGUGCUUAUUUUUUCAAGAACUUGCUGUGAAACAACGUGAUUACAACAGUCAACGUUUAUCCAAUGAACUACAGCUGUCCUAAUUGGAUCUUCAUAGUUUUCUGUUGCACUUGUAAAAUGCUACAAGGAAUUUAAAGAAACCUAUUCACUUUAACUUAUGAUAGUUUUAUGAAAUUUAAAGGAAAAACCUAAGUCACAGCUUUUGUUCUGUGGUAAUCUAUAAAAAUGUUUUGUCUUUUGAGAUCCAGUGUAAAGGACUGAAAAUUGUAUAUGUUGUAAAUAUUUGUGUGUUGUGAGAAAUUUUGUCAUAAAAAAUUGAUAACUUACUGGAAGGGUUUUUAAGUUUAGAAAAAUACAUUCAUGCCAAUAAAUAGGACAUUAUAAACCUAGAUUUAAACUCUGACCAGUGGACUUUUUAAAGACUUUUAUUUAGUUUGCAUUUUGAGAUUUCAGGAAUUUUAUGUGCACUUUUUUUUUAAAAGGACGCAUCAUUUUUUUAGAGCUAGAGUGCAGAAUAGUUGAAGAAGAAGAAAUUAAGACUAUAAAUUAACCCAUUAUUUGAGCACACAUCUCAAAUGGUUUUAGUUAGACAUAUAAUCAGGUCUGUUCCUAGUUUGCAAUUUUGUGCACAUAAUUUUGCACAUAAUCUUAUAAUAGGCUACAGAAUUCCUCAGAACUUUUAGGUUUGCUUUCUAUCAGUUUCUAGUCCACAUAAUAGUGGGUGUAUGUUUACAGGCAGUUGUUCCCAUUCCAUGGAUCUGUGUGUGCUUGGUUGGGGCCAUCGGCUGAUACGAAAAGAGGAGCUCUUUGAAUUGAGGAAAUUGUGUUCAUCUGUUAAAUGCCCUGUAGUCACAAGUUACUGCUGGAUUCAAGAAAGUGCCAGGAGUUGUGAAUUGGCCCUUCUGAGUGCUAGACAAUUCUAUCCAUGCCUAUUUGCUUCUCUUCACUAUAGGGAAAACCAUACCCUGGACUUUCUUGCUGUAGUAUAAGGCUUCUUAUGUCAUUCCCCAACUGUUUUCAAAGGAAACAAACGAUAGCUUCCUUACUGCCAAGUAACAUGAGGGCCCAGCCUUGGCAGUAAGUAAAAGAUUGCAAAAGAAAAGGAGGGAGAAGAGAAUAUGGCAACACCUUUAAGACUAGCAAGUUUUUAUUUUAGUGUGCGCUUUAGCUGCAGUACAGAGUGAGAUUGUAGUCUCAGGUUAUAAAACAUAUUAAUACAGUUUUGUAAGUGGAAAUCAUGCCUCUUGCCCUAAAUUAUCCAAGGAUUAGGUGAGGUGAUACAGGUUUUAAAGUAUAAUCUCUAUAACCUGAGCUUUUUAUAUCACUCUGUUCUGGAUCUAAAUAAGUGGGUUUAUAUCUACACAAGCUCAUGCUAAAAUAAAAACCAGUUAGUUUUAAAGGUACGACCACAUUCCUCCCCCCCCCCCUUCCCUUUUUAUGCUGCAAAAGGAGCCUGACACAGCUCCUCUUUGAAAACAAUAAUGCAAAGCAAGUUAUUGGUUGAGUGCUCUUGGAGACAUUGCACAAAUGUGCAUGGCCUGCUUAACCCUAAUCUGGAAAACUAUUGAAACUGCACAGUAUAAUUUUGUGAAGCACAAGCAUUAACUCUUGUAGGGCUUACUCUUGAGACCUCUUCCUCUUUCAUGUGACAAACCUCAAAUAUCAGAAGCAUUUGCUAAACAGGAACCGUUCUUGGCCACUUUUGAGGCAUUUCAGAACCUAGCCGUUAAAUAUUGUUUAAUGGGUUUGGGAAGAACUUGGUUUAAUCCUUGGGGAUGAUUGAACAGCAAUGUUUUCAGAUACCCUGGAAUUAACCCUAAGAAGUCACUGUAUAUUGAAGGCGGAACUGCUCCUUAAUAAUGCCAGAGAAGAUAAAUUUCAUGCAAAACUUCACCAAUUCCAAUGGCAAUGUUUGGGAUUUGCCUUGGAGACCUGAGAAUGUUGUCAUUGAUUCAUUAGCAAGGUGUGAAAUGCAGAAAUUUGAUUUCUUUGGAUACAUUUCAGUUACUGUUCUGUUUCAAAAUUUGUUUCAGUUCUAUUAAAAAUAGAAUGAUGGAACUGAAAUGAGUUUCUGGCAUUUUUUCUUUCCCCCAGUAUAUUUUGUCACACACACAUUUUAAAUGCAAUAAUAUAAUUGAGUUGUAUCUGCAAUAUGGAUAACGGGUAAAUAUAGCUAAUAUUGAUGAUGUUUAAAAGGUUUUUCUUCAGUUUUUUUCAGUAAGCUAUUGGUAUUAAAUAGCUCUAACCCUUGCUCCGAGCUGUAUCCAGUAUAUGAAAUGGAAAGUUCAAAAAUGUAUUUCAAGAGAAUUGGUGUACACAGUGAUCAAUUAUUAUUUGUGCCAAAAAUUAUUUGAAAUAAAUGGGACCAAUGGGGAAAAUUUGGAUUCAUUAAAUACUGAACUGGCUCUGAACAAGUUUUUCCAUAAUCAUGCUUAUCUUUGUGAAAAUUCAAAUUUAUUUGUAAAAUGUUGAGGUCACCAAGCUCUGUGUAAGUGAAAACUUCAUAGUUUUUGUUUUCAGCUUGAAUUUGUGAGCUGAAUUCUUGGGGGGGGGGGGGGGAAUACACCUUGUGAAGUGCAGCAUUGAAGGAAUCUUUUUAAAAUAUGUUGUCUUAUUGUUUAUCUGAAUAGCCCAGUUCGCAGCCAGAAUUGAGUUCAUUAGAAAUGAAUGGUAAUAUUAUUUCUAUAGAACUGUUGUAAUAUGGAUUUAUGUUGUGGACCAUUCAAAAAAUCAAGCCAAACAAACAGAAUUUUGACCAUGGAGUUCAAUUGCAAUCUCCAUCUGAAGAAACGGCUGAAGCAGCUUUGCUUAUACAGUAGAGUCUCGCUUAUCCAAUGUAAACGGGCAGGCAGAAUGUUGGAUAAGUGAAUAUGUUGGAUAAUAAGGAGGGAUAAAGGAAAAGCCUAUUAAACGUCAAAUUUCGUUAUGAUUUUACAAAUUUAGCUUCAAAACAUGUUUUACAACAAAUCAACAGUAAAGGCAGUUCAAUACAUGGUAAUGUUAUGUAGUAAUUACUGUAAAAAAACUUGCCAUACUCUGUGCCCUCUGACACAGCGCAGAGAGAAGCCAGUUGCAUUGCAACGUGCAGUGGGCCUCUCGCCCCUCCUGGCAAGCACCUGGCAAACAGAAAAGUCCACUGCAUGUUGCUGCCUAGAGACGUUUCUCUAGGCAGCAACAUGCAGUGGGCCUCUCCCCUCCCAGCGAGCGCCCGGCAAGUGGAGAAGCCUGCUGCGUGUUGCUGCCCAGAGAGGUUUCUCUAGGCAGCAACAUGCAGUGGACCUCCCUGGCGAGUGCCCCGGCGUUGCAGCGUUCCUUAGGCAGCAACACGCAGUGGGCCUGUCUGCACUUGCCGGGAGGGGCGAGACACGGCUGGUGCAGGCUGAAUGCUCCCUAUGGGAGAGGCCUGCUGUGCUGGACAAACAGCUGAUCCGCCUGCAUCUGAUAAUCCAGAAUGUCGGAUAAGUGGAGAUCAGAUAAAUGGGACUCUACUGUAGUGAAUAUUGAGCUCAUAAGACACACUGCUCAAAUCAGUUAAAAGAAAAUCUCACUGUUCUAAACUGUUUCUUUGUUUAAGCUCCUUUUAAAUUAUGUUUUAGUUUAUGGCUACAACUGACAUAAUGUACCAUGAUCUGCAAAAUGGUAGUCUGCAGCAGUUUUUUGGCACCUAAAAGAGACUGACAGAUUUUCCUGGGCAACUGCCCACUUUUAUCAGGUGCCAAGAGUUAUGGCCUUGAAUUACAGGUAUAUACACAAAUGCAGUGGCAACAGUAUUGAUAUAAGAAAAAUUUCAAAGUCCAUAUUGUAAUUUGGCUAAUCUAUGAUGUCGAGAACUGCACUAUGUAUUUAAGUAGGUGGGGUUCUUGAUUGGGAGAGUGGGGCCGUUAGGGGUGUUAAGUGCAUAAACCACUAAAGCGAUAACGUUCUUGGCAUGAGCUAUUCUCAAAACUUUGAUCGAUAACACAUCUGGGAACAAAACUUCAAUUUGGUGUGGGGAAUAGCACCUUGUUUGAUGCUAAUUUUGAACUCUUUCAAAUUGGGAAUCUUAAGAACUGAAACAGUGUCCUUCCUGUUCAAUCUAUACAUUCACAGGCGUGGGUCUACACUUGCGCAAAUUAUCCUUGGAAAAUGUGUUGUCGAAGGUUUGGAAUCUUCUAGAAAGCUGAGAGUAGGCAUUUGGACCACUCUCCUACUUUUGCCAGAUGGUCUGCUUAACAUCCCUUCAGCUCUACUUCUGCCACUGCAGCUGCAUCUAGCUUUUCCCUCCAAGGUGUGUUUGCAUUUUAACCUGCAAGCGAAUAAAAAUAGAGCAGCAUGUUACUAUCUACUAUGGGAAAACACAUUAAAGGCAUUAAGAAAAAAAAUUUCAGGUAGCAAUUUGCAAGUCUGCAAAAGUGACUAUAUUAUCUGAUGGAAUCAACUUCAGCAACAACGGCAAAGGAAGGACAAAUUCUAGGAUACCCCAUUACAUUAGUACCUGGCAGCAGAAAACACUAAUGAUGUUUCAAUAUCAAGGGACUCAAUAGAGAUCCUAAAAGCCACAUGAGGAACAAAAGGAGAAGGAUUUGGAUGUAUUUGGUCCAGAGCUCUCCCCAUAGAAAUGGUAAACUCAUGUUAAUAAUGGUGGUUUCAACAUCCAAGGGAGAAAUUGCAGAUAGUAUAGAGCAGUGGUUCUCAACCCAGGGUCCCAGGUGGUUUUGGCCUACAACUCCCCGAAAUUCCAGCCAGUUUACUAGCUAUUAGGAUUUCUGGGAGUUGAAGGCCAAAAACAUCUGGGGACUCCAGGUUGAGAACCACUGGUAUAGAGAAUGAUACUCAAAUACUCAGACCACAGUAAGAACAUGACUUUUGAUGUCAUGCACACUGUAUGCUCGCCAUCUGUAGAGCAAAAGAAAGGGAGCUUGAAACAGCAAGAUCACCAAACCAAGAUCUAAUGCUCAAUACUAAGGACGAAGUGAGGAAUGGAGUUGCUACAGAGGGUACUGCUACUCGCACUCAUCCUUCCAAGCUUAAUACCAAGAAAGUGAUUGUAAGGAAUACAAACCCUGCUCUUAGACGCACAUAUACCAGAUAUUCAAGAUUCCCCUCUUGUGAUUCUGGAAAACAAUUAUGAUCACCAUUACAGAUAUAGCGACCAUACUAUGACAUAUGACAUAAGGGGGAUGUGUGAGAAAAAAAGAUCUCCAGGACAUUACAAAGAACAAUCAAAAGGCUGUGAGAUCCUUAGAUAAAAAAUAUGUGAUAGAAACAAAAAUAUGUGAUAUGAACAAUGUCAAGACCUCCUCAAUUACCGAAAAUAGAAACAGCCAUGCUGUCAGUAUCAACAACACUAAUUACAACACAUGCACCUCCAAUCCCAAAUCGAAAAGACACUUAAGACAGACUACCACAUAUCUAGACAGAUACAUGGCCCGGGCCUGCUAUAAUGUAAAAUAUCUAUUUAAACAAACAUGAGCUUGAACAGGAGACAUCUGACAUAGAAUCAGAUGUAGAAUCAAUUCCAUUACCGUCAGUCAGUCUACCACAGUCUUUGGUCUAGGCCAUGACUUCACUGACAUGGGCAGAUUUUCAUCUUACAGAAGCAGUCAUGGUUGUGAUGAUGUUGUCUUAUUUCCUCACUUUCUACCCUACUGAGCCUGCUGAUCCUUCCUUUAUCCAGUUGGCUUAUAGAACUUGAUGAAUUGCUUCUUUUCAAGGGAUAUUUUGCCACGCUACUUUAAACAGGUUGUGUUGAAUCCUAUUAAAGCAAAGAAACCGUCUUUGGAUCCUCCACUUUCUUAUGGCUCUUCUCCCAUUUGUGUUUCUUCUCCCAUUUCUUUCUACAAUUUUUGAGAGAGCUGCCCUUUCCCAAUUGAUGCCUUAUCUGAUUUGUCUUCUUGAACCAUUUUAAUCAGGGUUUUGUACAAGUCACUCCGUUGAAAUUGCCUUGACUCAUGUAGUAAAUUAUAUUCUGUGUUGAUCCUGUUGGAUCUUUCUGCGGUCUUUCACACUUAGGGUCAACAAAUCCUACUAUUAUAGUUGGCAUCACUGGGGGAAAUGGCAAAUGGUGUGUCCUGGUUUUAAUCUCUUUCUGUUUGAUCAUUUCUCCUCUGUUUAUUGUCUGUUCCACUGAUGUGCAUAGCUUUGUCAAGGCUGUGAGCCUUUCAAUACCUGGCUCUGCAUCUGUGGAACAGUCUUCCUUUGGAUCUUUGGCAGGAGGAGAAUUUUAUCUAUUUUCAUAAGAGUCUAAAAACCUUCCUCUUUGAUUUGCCAGAUUAAGCUGCUGAGUUGUGCUUGAACUUGCAGAGGUGGAUAGUGACUGGUGGGAUGCUGGGGAUUUAAUUCCAUGUAUAUUUAUAAUGUUAUACUUUAUCAUCCUUGUCUCUGACUGUAUAUAUUGCAUUUUGCUCUUUGGUGAAAAGGGCGUUAUAAAUAAACAUUAUUAUUAAAACCAAA
Anolis carolinensis (green anole) is the source of this 10512-nucleotide messenger RNA. RefSeq names its product lysine methyltransferase 5B (gene kmt5b). The transcript is spliced from 11 exons. Lineage: Eukaryota; Metazoa; Chordata; Lepidosauria; Squamata; Anolidae. The record is from RefSeq and is a predicted model, not a curated record. Bases 637 to 3303 code for a protein of 888 amino acids. Gene Ontology annotation, cellular component: nucleus. Gene Ontology annotation, molecular function: histone H4K20 methyltransferase activity; protein binding.